GGGCUGGGGGCGGGGCCGGGGCGGGGCGGGGCGGGACUGGGCCGGGAGCGCAGGGGCGGCAGUGCGCGCCUGGCAGUGUCCCAGCCGGGUCUGCGCAGCCAUGGGGCAGAUCGAGUGGGCCAUGUGGGCCAACGAGCAGGCGCUGGCGUCCGGCCUGAUCCUCAUCACCGGGGGCAUUGUGGCCACUGCCGGGCACUUCACCCAGUGGUACUUUGGAGCCUACUCCAUUGUGGCGGGCGUGUUUGUCUGCCUGCUGGAGUACCCCCGCGGAAAGAGGAAGAAGGGUUCCACCAUGGAGCGCUGUGGGCAGAAGUACAUGACCGCCGUGGUGAAGCUGUUCGGGCCCCUCACCAGGAAUUACUACAUCCGGGCCGUCCUGCACCUCCUGCUGUCGGUGCCUGCCGGCUUCCUGCUGGCUACCAUCCUCGGGACCGCCUGCCUGGCCAUUGCCAGUGGCAUCUACCUGCUGUGCAAGUUCCUCCCGCCCGCAGAGAGAGCUGCUUCCCCCGGGUGUGCACCUUCUAGUGUGUGUGCAGGAUUCUGUGUAUACCUUCCUCGUGCGGCAGUGCGCGGCGAGCAGUGGACGCCCAUCGAGCCCAAGCCCCGGGAGCGGCCGCACGUCGGAGGCACCAUCAAGCAGCCGCCCAGCAACCCCCCGCCGCGGCCUCCGGCCGAGGCCCGCAAGAAGCCCAGCGAGGAGGCGGAGGCGGCGGAGGGCCCCUCGGCAGGCCCCCAGGACAACCCCAUCCCGGUGACCGACGAGAUCGUGUGACCGCGCCCCGGGCCUGCCCGUUCGCCCCGCGCGCCCACCAAGGGGGCGCCCGCCCGCAAUAAACGCAGCGAAGCCCGGA
This is a messenger RNA of Callithrix jacchus (white-tufted-ear marmoset), 851 nucleotides long. It is a transcript of the gene CYBA, whose product is annotated as cytochrome b-245 alpha chain. NCBI's taxonomy places the organism in Eukaryota, Metazoa, Chordata, Mammalia, Primates, Cebidae. Gene Ontology annotation, molecular function: heme binding. The record is from RefSeq and is a predicted model, not a curated record.